This is a messenger RNA of Gallus gallus (chicken), 9237 nucleotides long. RefSeq names its product 3-oxoacid CoA-transferase 1 (gene OXCT1). The transcript is spliced from 16 exons. The coding region runs from base 3959 to 5182 and encodes 407 amino acids. NCBI's taxonomy places the organism in Eukaryota, Metazoa, Chordata, Aves, Galliformes, Phasianidae. Gene Ontology annotation, molecular function: succinyl-CoA:3-oxo-acid CoA-transferase activity. Gene Ontology annotation, biological process: ketone body catabolic process. The record is from RefSeq and is a predicted model, not a curated record. Gene Ontology annotation, cellular component: mitochondrion.
ACAUUACUGUGUGAUACUGAAGUGAAAUAGGGAGGAGAUGAUGUCUCCAUAACCUUCCUAAAAUCAUCUUUAUUGCUGGCAGGUAAAGUCUUUUUUUUUUUUUUUUUUUAACCUGUGAAAGACUUGCCAAGGAUGGGAUGUAUAGUGAUGUAUGAAGUGCUUUUGUGCACCUUAGUUAGAAACUUGAUUCUGCUUAACAUACUGCCUGUUGCUGUGCAUUGCCAUAGUGUUGUAAACUCUGCGCUAGCCAGUGAAAUGGUGCAUUUAAGAAUGGUUACUCUUUCGCCAAGCCAAACAAGGCAAAGUGUUUGAAAGGGAAGCAAUACAAAUAUCCAGUAUCUCUGCUAUUUACACAGCUUGUUGCAAGUGAAGCUGGAAUUUGUGAACUGGAGAGGUAUUGAAAGAUAUUAUGGUGGGUAGGUGUGCUUUUAUAAUACGAAGUCUCACACCUUUCUUACAAAUUACUUUGACGGUGUUAUUCAUAUUUCCUUUAUGAUAUUUGAUUAUGUCCUUUAAUUUAGAGGAUUCUGUCUCAGUAAAUUUCUAGAAUGCAUUUCAUCUCAUCUUUGCUUUAUUACUGUUUAAAUUUGAUUAAUUACACUCAGUACACGCUUGUUUUAAAACCUGAUUCAGUAAAUUCUCAGCACAGCCAUGAUUAACACACAAUACCUUCCUGCAUGUGUCUGCUUUGUGUCUGCCUUAUGGAUUCAUAGUAUCUUUCGCAUAAUCACUUCAGUAGGCUUGAGCAUUUCAGGCCAGUUUUUGCCAGUGCUACACCUUAGCAAGGUCUUUCAGGAUCCCUGUUACACCAAAGCAAGAACAAAACAUUCUUGUUGGUAACAGUCAACAGAGCCAAAUAUUUUAAAUGACAGUUUAAGAAAUUUGUUUCAAGUUAUUGUUUCUAAUUAACUGUACUUACUGAAACGGUCAACUAAUUCUGGGUAUAAUCUAAUUCUGAUGUCAACACUUUGAUUCUCUCUGUCCCAUCUCAAUAGACUCAAUUUGUGCUGUGAAAAAAAAAUGAAGUCCAUUAUUUGCAGUAGCUGCACACGUGGUCUGACUUGCAUACUUCCCUCUGGAUUUUGUCUGGUUUUGGGUUUUUUUUUUUUUUAUGUAUGCAUUAUUUUUGAACAUUGGUGUUUUACUUACAGUAAAAAGUAGAGAAGUCGCAGUUAGUAUAUCUUAAUUUGUAAUCAUUUGGGUGAUCAUUUUAAAGGAGAUAGGCUGUCAGAUUGUCACAAAUUCAAGCUGUCUGCUUAGAAGGCAUCACCAACCUUUUGAACAUUCUGUGUCUUGUGCCCUUUUUGUAGAAGUUAUUUUUUAUAUUACAAGGUUAUAUAUUAGUAAGGAGAAAAUAGCUUUGUGUGAAACACUUAGUCCUGUGCCUAAGUUCACUAAGUUACACAGAUCCACUGAAUCUAAAGCCUGAUUUUGGUAAUGGACAGUUGUGGAGUCCCCAGAAAAUGAGCUCUCUGUCAGUUUUUUGAUGCAUAGUUUAGAUGGUAAAUUAACUGCAUUUCUCUGAAUUGAAUGUUUCUGUUAAAACUAAAAUGUCUGCUAUCUUUGCCACAGCCAUUCUAACUGUUCUUGUGUAUGUAAUUCCCAUGCCCAAGCUUGUUCCGUGUAAGUUAGUAUAAACAAAGCCCUCCAGUCCAAGUUUUGCUCCAAAUUCACAGAACAUUGAAAUGUGUUUCCACAUGGUGUGUCAAUAGGGUGUCAAGGCAUGAAAGUGAUGAUCACUUGAUUUGGAGCUAAAAAUAUAACUGAAAAUAUAACUGAAAAAUCUAUUGAAGAGCAUGAAAAAAAGGUGUUAUGUACACAGAGAUACAGUCAAGAUGAUACUUAGAAUAUCUUAUGCUGCAUGUGUCAUUUCUUUACGUACAUUAAAAAAAAUUCUUUAAAAAUCCAAAAUUAAACAUACUUUCAAAAGUGAAAUGCAUGGUCACUGUUGACUCUCUCUCUGCUUAUGACAAGUUACCAAAGUAAUGGGGAAAGGUCUGUUCAACAUCUCUAGUGUCAGGUUGAGUAUUUGGGGCAAUUUUCUUCCCCCUCCCUCCCAACUUACAUUCUCUGCAAAUAUUCUAAUCAGAUGCUUUAUUACAGCUGUUAGAUUGUUGACCUGGUAUGAACUUUAAAUCUCUCAAGAUCUGAGCAGGUCAUCUUGCUAAUUUUAGUUUGGAAGUUAUUUAGCAUUUUAGCAGGGCAGUCUGCCCUAAAGUAGUGAACUUUGCACUACAUGGAAAUAUUGAGAAAUCAAUUCAGUAGAUGACUUGCUGGUUCUAAUUACAAACAGGAAAAAUAGGUGAAGGACUCAGCAUGGUCGAAAAACUGUCAGCUGGGUUUUUAGGAAAGACACAGCAAAAGUUGGCUGACCUUUCAGCUGGGAGGCUUUUGAAGUAUGAUGCAUGCAUGAUGAAAUCCAAAUAUUCAACAGAUAAAGUCUAUCCUGGUAACUUUAUGGGGAAGGAAAAACAAGGUAAUUUUAAAAGUUCUGAGUUGAAUAUUUUUUUUAAUGAUGCAGUGUCUAACUUAGUAACACAAAAAGGUGAGGAGCCCUUGCAGCUAAUGUAAGUUCAGAAUGUACAGUACUUCCUCAGAAAUUAUCUGUCUUUUCAAUUUCUUGAUGGACUUGGCACUGACGUCUGCACUACUCAUUCUUACAUCAGAGAUAUGGUGUUUUUUGGGUUUUUUUUUUUCUUUAGUUGUUGCUUGGGUUUCUUUUGUGGGGAGGUGGAGGGCUCUGGAGGAGGAUGACAGUUGAAGAACACUAUUAUUGAAGUCACUGGAAUAGGGGAGGGAGAAGAGUGCAGUGCAAAUACUGUGGAGAAGGAGCAGAGGGGAUUUAAUGCACAGUCAUGUUGACAACUUGCAGCUAGUUCUUCAAGACUCCCAGUAGCCAUAGACUCCUUUUUCUUCCCCUCUCAGAGAGGGGCAGUUCCAGGCUGCUGAAAGUGAUUCAGCACAUUGUUUCUUAUGUCAUUUGCGAGGGUUUUUGGGGGGCUGUGAUUUCCUACCAUGCUUUCUGUCCUACGUCUUGCUGCCUCACCACAGAAGCUCCAGUGCUUCUCUCUUCCUGCUUCUAAGCCACCCUCUCUCUCAGAGCUUCUGCCUCUCUUUUCUGCCUUCUGUUAACCACUUUUCAUUAGGACAGGUGGAUAAAAGUCCUGGGGAAAAGGCUGAUUGUAGUUUCCCUCUCACUGCUGACUCUCAUUGCUCAUCUUCCCCUCAUUCCCCAUGUAGUCUUUUGGGAGUUCAAGAUAGAAAAAAAAGAAGAAACAGAUCCUACUGAGGAUCGCAUUCUGACACUGUCAGGAUUACACAUCAUGAUUUGUGUGUGUCUGGGGGAGGGCAUCUAUCUGAUUUCUUCACUAAUGUACUUUUUCACAUUGAUUAAGUUUUAUGCCAGUGUUAGGGUGGCCCUUUGAGCCUGAAACAGUAAGGCUGCAUUUCUAGGAGGUGUCAAACAUGUAGUUAGUGGUCCAUCUCGUUCAGGUGGGUUGUCUGUGUCCACUUGCUCCGGAAGUGUGAACGCAGCAGGAGACGCAGUUGUUUGUAACUUCCAUCAGGUUCUUUUGCGAACUGAAAAGCUAAAGUUACAAAGUAAAAGAAUUAAGGUGAAGCCUCUUUUAAGUGGGCAGAGAUGGAAUAAAUUGUUUUUCUCCCACUCCUAUCAUCUUGCCAGGAAAUGUCCUAGGUCUGGAGCAGGUCUGUGCAGUAUCAAGUUUCGUGCACAGCGGUGCAACGUGGUGACCUGCUAAAUGCCUAGAGAGAAACUGCUCAUGUAUCUCCAGCAACUGGCUAGUGGUUUCAUACAGAACAUUCUUUAGAAGUAGAUCAAUGACUCUGGGGUGAUACAAUUACCCUUUCAUCCUUCUGAUCCCCAGACUGUUGAAGGAGGAAAGUCAGCGUUGACAAUUUUGGACUUGGUCUUCUGCUUCAGACUAAGCAGAUAAAACGCAUGGUAUCAUCAUAUGUUGGAGAGAAUGCUGAAUUUGAACGCCAGUAUUUAUCUGGUGAGCUUGAAGUGGAGCUUACACCUCAGGGUACACUUGCUGAACGUAUUAGAGCAGGAGGAGCAGGAAUCCCAGCGUUUUAUACCAGUACUGGUUAUGGGACACUGGUGCAGGAAGGGGGGGCACCUAUCAAAUACAAUUCAGAUGGCACCAUUGCUAUUGCUAGCCAACCAAGAGAGGUGCGAGAGUUUGAUGGUCGUCACUUUAUUCUGGAAAAGUCCAUUACAGGAGAUUUUGCUCUCGUGAAGGCAUGGAAGGCUGAUCGUGCAGGAAACAUCAUUUUCAGGAAAACUGCUAGAAACUUCAAUCAACCAAUGUGCAAAGCUGCCAAGACAACUGUGGUGGAGGUAGAAGAAAUUGUUGAUAUUGGAGCAUUUGCGCCAGAAGAUAUUCAUGUUCCCAAAAUCUAUGUUGAUCGCCUGAUACAGGGAGAGAAGUUUGAAAAGAGAAUUGAACGCUUGUCAAUCCGAAAGCCUGAAGACUCAAAAGCCAAACAAAAGCCAGGAGACAAUGUGAGGGAGAGGAUCAUCAGACGGGCUGCUUUAGAGUUUGAGGACGGCAUGUAUGCUAAUCUGGGUAUUGGAAUCCCGCUGUUGGCCAGUAACUUCAUCAGUCCAGACAUAACUGUUCACCUACAGAGUGAAAAUGGAGUCCUAGGUUUGGGUCCUUAUCCCCUUGAAAGUGAAGUUGAUCCAGACCUGAUUAAUGCAGGUAAGGAGACAGUCACUGUUCUUCCUGGUUCUUCUUAUUUCUCUAGUGAUGAAUCAUUUGCAAUGAUAAGAGGGGGCCAUGUUGAUUUGACAAUGCUUGGAGCUAUGCAGGUGUCUAAGUAUGGCGACCUGGCCAACUGGAUGAUUCCUGGUAAAAUGGUGAAGGGAAUGGGAGGUGCCAUGGACCUGGUAUCUAGUGCCCAGACAAAAGUGGUUGUCACCAUGGAGCACUCAGCCAAGGGCAAUGUCCAUAAAAUCUUGGAAAAAUGCAAUUUACCGCUUACUGGGAAGCAAUGUGUAAACCGCAUCAUUACAGAGAAGGCUGUGUUUGAUGUGGACAAGAAAAAGGGGCUCACCCUCGUGGAAAUCUGGGAAGGACUGUCAGUGGAUGAUAUCAAGAAAAGCACUGGCUGUGACUUCGCAGUUUCACCAAAACUGAUACCAAUGAGACAGAUUUAAACCUGCAGUGGAGUCUGGGCUUGACUUGCCAGAAGGCUUGUUUCGAAAUGGAAGCUCAGUGAAGAGGAAUCAAUGACUGUUUUGCAGUUUUACUGUUUUUCUUUUCUUUCUUUUUUUUUCUUUUAUUUAAGGGCUUUGUAGGUAGUUUCCAGAUGGUUAAGCUCAGGCUAGGACUAUCAGCCUAAAUGGAAUUUUUCUUUCAUAGCAUUACCAAUUUUAAUGGAAUCGUGAAUAUAUUCCCAAAAUUUCAAAUGUUAUACUGAAAUGUUAGUGAACAUUGUCAGAAAAAAACGCCUUGUAGUCUCACUGCCAAAUAGUACAUUUUUUACAGAGAUUCACAAAAUUACUGGGCAAUCUUAAAAUUGCCUCUGCUUUUGCUGAAAUCAUUAAACUUACAGAUCACCCCAUUGUUCUGUAACUACAAUACUUAGUAUGUUCCUUCUCUUCUAAAGGUGUGGGUUUUCUUGUGGAGUGGUGUAUAGCAAAUGCAUGCAGCUAAAGAGAGACAUCAGUAAUGUGGACUUCUCUUUUCCUGAACCUUUGAAUAAGUCUUUGACAAAACUUUUUGUAUUAAUGGAAACAUUUGGGUCCUUAGCCCUGAAUGUAUCUGCUGUUUCCACUGUGUCUGUCUGUUGUCAUUAAGAUACUUGCACCUCCCAGAGUCCAACUCUGACCCUUCUAUUUAAACUGUACAAGCUAGAAUGGGGAUAGUUUGCAGGAGGAAGAUAAAAUGUCUCUGUCCCCCUGCAGACAAUUGAUUAGCUGUACAGCUAUUCCAUAUGAACCCACUCUUCCUCUGCUGUUAGAAUCCUUCUUCCAACCUCCAUUCAAAGACAAAUGAAGACUGUUUCUGGAGUGAGGUUUGUUCUUCUAGUGUUACACAGAGAAGCAGGGGACAAGAAUGUUGUGGACAUUUGGGAGUUUUCUUCAAAAGGGAAUACAGUUGAUUAAAAGCAAAGCAAUAAUGAGACAAUCGUUUUUGCAAAUGAUUAACGUAGUUAUGACUGCACUAGGUCUCACCCCUUGUUAGCACAAUGGAUCUUCAUUAUACAGAGCAUGAAUUGACUGGAAAUAUACAUACUAAAAUACAGUGUUAUUUCCAGGAAGAAUGGUUUCUGUCAUUCAUCUAAGUAGGAACACUGAGGCCCUUCAGUGAAAAUAAUUCCUGAUGUAUGUUUUAUGUUAGAAUGGGAACAGAUUAAGUUACUAAAAAUAUGUAAACGAUACAUGCACAAAGAAAUUUGCCUUUCAUACAUGUGAUGAGCAGUGUUGGGAUAUGAUCAUAGAGUCAUAGAAAGGUUUGGGUUGGAAGGGACCUUUAAGAUCAUCUCGUUCCAACCCCCUGCUAUAAGCAGGGACACCUCCCUCUAGACCAGGUUGCUCACAGCCCCAUCCAGCCUGGCCUUGAAUGCUACCAGGGAGGGGGCAUCCACAGCCUCACUGGGCAACCUGUUCCAGUGUCUCCCCACCCUCACAGUAAAGGAUUUAUUCCUGAUAUCUAGUCUAAAUCUACCCUCUUCUAGUUUAAAGCCACUUUCCGUUGUCCUUUCGCUACAUGUCCUUAUAAAAAGUUCCUCCCCAGUUUUCCUGUAGGCCCCCUUCAGGUAUUGGAAGACCACUAUAAGGUCCCCCUGAAGCCUUCUUUUCUCCAGGCUGAAAAGCCCCUGCUCUCUCAUCCUGUCCUUGUAGGGAAGGUUCUCCAGUCCUCUGAUCAUCUGAUCAUGAUGUACAAGGGAAUUCUGAUACUGUGUGGACAAGGCUUUCAGUGCAUAUGUGGAAGGCAUAUAGUACAUUUCUAGGGAAUAAUUUCUAGGAUAUGAAAUUCCUGCAAUAUCUAGCUCCAGUACUAGCCUUUGGACUGUACUAGUAACCUUGCAUUGGAAAAAUGUGCUGCACUUCUCCAUUCUAAAAUGAGAAAAAUUAUUUUUCCAUGGGAUAGUUAUAAAAUUAGACUUGACCCAUACCUGGGUUUUAUAGCAGUUAAACUGCUUUGAUUUAAGAGAUUACUUUUGUUUAGUUGUAUUUACCCUAAACAGUUCUUUGAUAAUCUCUUGUUAAUACCGGAAUAUGCUCUUGUUCUUGUUAUUCAAAAGAAUAAACAAAAUACCUUUGUUAGCACCUUUAUGCUAAGACAAAAAUAAUCCCAUAAUAACUAAGCUGUAUGACUUGAUCUAAUGUGUACUAGUGGGUGGUAGGCCAUUGAAUAGGUUGAAUGCGUUGGCAAGGCCAUAAUGCUGAGCCCAUGAAAAGAAAUGUCUUGUACAUAGACUAGGUAUGUUCUAAUGUUCCACAGUUUACAAGUGAUUUCUUUAAUAGCUAAUUUGUAUGCAAGACAUGACACUGCAUUGAUCAAAGUGUUCUAGAAUACCUUAAUCCAGGAUUAGCACGCAUUUUUACCUAGCUUCAAUUUUCAUAUUUUCUCUAUUUAUUCUCUGUCAUUCCCUUGUUUCAGUCAAGUAAUUUUCUUAAAGUUUGGCCAUUUCUACUUCUGUGGAACAAUCUAAGAUGCAGGCAGAAUUUCUGUUCACAGAUAUUUUGCAGAUUAAGUCUCUGUGUAACAAAGGGUGAUUUUCAGCUCUAUGAAACAAGUUUAGUUUCUGAUAGAGCAGCAUAGAGACCUCUAUCACACUCCAGAAAGUCAUGUCAGUGACAAUUCUGACCCUUGUGGUGCAGUACACAGCAAAAGGUGCCUAGCAUUGCCUUCAGGCCCACGGGUUGGGUGGAUGUGAUCUCUGAAGGUUUCUUUUUCAUUGCCAUUUAAAGCUUUCAUGGGGAGCACCCUGAAUGGAUGCUGUUUUUGAAGGGUAUAUAAAAACUGUGUACAGGAGAGGGGAGUUAAUAGUUUACCCAGAAAAAAGUGUUUAAAUAGUGGGAGGCGUCUUAAAGAAAUCCAGAAAAUAAAUGUUGAUCUGUUGCAAUUGUCUCUGUUACACUAGUCAUAGAACUGAUUAGGUAAUUACAGCGUAUAAUUAUAGAAUAUAUAGUGUAUGGAAGAAACGUCCGAGGGUGGCAUCAGGUUUAUGCUGCUUCUUCCAUAGAACUAUGCUUUGCUGGCAUACGCACAGAAGCCAUUAUUGUCUUUAAUAUAUGGCUUAUAAAAAGUCUAUUGAUUGAUAAUGUCUGGGACUUCAGGACGUUGGUUUCUGGCUCAAAGAAUUAGGAGCCAACGACUGCACUUCAGCUUUUCCAGUUCUCCACGUAUUGCCUUGAGAAUUGUCAUCUGUGCUCUUCUUUGCCUUGUUUCCUGGAAAAGGGGAUGUCUUUCUGCCUCCCUUACAGGAAGAAUAACUAGCUAAGAUCUGUGAAACACGUUAUGUUUUCAGCUUGGAGGCCACCCUUGAUGAGCAGUGUGGAAGAGAGAUUGAAGACUUUUUUACUUGACAAAUAUUUGAUUUCUUAUUUGUAUCGGCGUAAUGCAAAAGAACAAAGAUGGAUAUGGUACUGAAGGCUGGGGAAGCGAGGAGAAUGGGUGCUCUCAGAAUACACCAGUGGUGGAAAUAGCUGCAUGUCACACUUGCACUUUUGAGGAUAUGGUAUUGUGGUAGAACACUGGUAUUAUGAAAAUGUCUUGCAUUUGCACAAGCUAAUUACAACAAGCUGUGACUCCAGUUUUUUUAGCUGAGAUCUGUAAAGCAGGAUUAGAAAUUAAAGCACUCUAAAGUGAUUUAAUUCUCUGUGGACCCAAGCGUGGCUCAUAGCUAUACUCUUGAGCAGUGGUUGUGAUGGUUGGUAUUAGACAGAUGGCAGAUUCUUAUUUCUCUUCCACGGCUGUAAGAGAGCUGAUAUGCAUGAAUGUUUAUUGAGGCAUCACUGAGGUUAUCUGUGCUUCACAGCAUUCUCAAGACAAGGACAGAUGAUGCUUUUUGUUCCGAAGAAGACGGUGAUUCUAUUGUUACCUAUGUUAGACCGUGUUUCAUAUUUUAUUGACUUUAUCCCUGGAAAAGCAAAAAAUGAAUGAUGUAAAAUGUAAUUUUACUGUAAGCUCUGCAAACUAUACAUCAAAGUCCUUCUAUGUAUUUGCAAAACAAUCAAUAAAAUAAAGAUUAAAAAUCCCA